CCGUGUAUGCUACCACUGAUCUAAACCUGGCGGAUGCGCUAUCGGCUGUGGUUUACCGUAAAUUGCUAGCGCGGUGGGGGUUCUAAUAAUUUAGUCGAAGCUGUCACCUUCUAAUUAUGGUCCAUAAUUAACCACCACUUAUGGGCAAUUAAUUUUUUUGGAGACUGAUCUACUACCGCAUCGGAUAGCAGAUUUUCAACUGUAUACUCUUACUUUGUUGAGAAAAUGUUUUGAUUUAAAUAAUUCGAUGGGAAGGAUGCUGGAUAAAAAUGUUUGUCUCCGAAUCCCCUUUCCCCUCGGAAAGCUCCUCCAGUGAUGUCGUCACAGCCGGAACAUUUCAAAAACAAAAUGACCAUACCUCAGAGUCGUUUGAAAGCUGACCAUAUGUGUCCAUGUUCUUCGACGGACAACGCAUCACAGUCUAUACCCAAAGAUGACAAAUUAGAUAUGAAGAUGCAAGAAAUGAAACCUUUCUGCAAAGCAACCACAGCUGAAGGAUCGCUUCAAGCACCCCCUGAACCACACUUCAACAAGAAACUCCUGGUUGCUGGAGCCCAGUUCCUACCCGGCCUGGUGAUGCACCCAUCGGCCAUCCACUCUUUUCCUCAACCCGUAUUCUCCAGGACUCAUUUACCUCUGUCACCAUUGCCGAUGGCCGGAUGCGUUCAGCAGCUCGGCACCUACCACCCCUUUGUGAUUUCAGAAGCCCAUUCUUGCAAAUCAGCACCUGCCGACUUCAAUCCGGACACUAUGUCCCCAAAAUCAACCAGGCUAGCGAGACCUCAAGACAAACUAGCCAGUUCCCAAUCUACAUCGGGUUCCACGUCCUCCAGAAAAACGAAAUUCGACUUUUCGAAAUUGGCUGAAUCUGCCACCAGCAAGGAUGACCCACCUCCCGCCCACAGCAACAGUGGCGGAGCAGAAGUUAAACGAAGCCAAAUGGACAGUCCGACUACUGCUGCCUCGAAGGCUUCAGUAGCACUCAUCACCAGUCAUACCUAUCCUUUCAUAUCUUCCUAUUAUACUCUAGGUGCCAUGGGCCUGGCGACGGACUAUUUCGAACGAAAGCUGGCCCGGGGCAGAGGAUCUUCGAGACCUAAAAAGGAGUUUAUUUGCAAGUAUUGCCAAAGGAGAUUUACUAAGUCUUAUAAUUUAUUGAUCCACGAGAGGACGCAUACAGAUGAGAGACCAUACACCUGUGACAUUUGCCACAAGGCGUUUCGACGGCAAGAUCAUCUUAGAGAUCACAGGUACAUUCACUCGAAGGAGAAACCCUUCAAGUGCACGGAGUGUGGCAAAGGUUUCUGUCAGUCCAGGACGCUGGCAGUGCACAGGAUCCUGCACAUGGAGGACUCCCCCCACAAGUGUCCCACAUGUGGACGCACAUUCAACCAGAGGAGCAACCUCAAGACCCACCUCCUCACACACACAGACAUCAAACCCUACAACUGUGACUCCUGCGGAAAAGUCUUCAGGAGGAACUGCGACCUCAGGAGGCACACGCUGACCCACACUUUGGGGCUGCCUGAAGCCCCAUGCGAAGAGGGGCACGGGUCCCCAUCCAGUAGCUGUGAUCGUUAUUAUCCGGGUGAAGGCGACAACGAUGAUAGUCACUCCCAAGAAAUCGUUGACGUCGAAAAUUAAAAAACUAUUUAUUUUUGUUAAUAAAACCUGCUUUAGUAUUCUUGGUUUGAAGACAAAAUAUCGUGCCAGCAUCAUGUGCACAAAAUUAUUUAACUUGCUUUUUACAUGCAAGAAACUUGCACAUAAAUUAUCAGUAGACAUUACAAGGUGGAGAUUAGACUGUUUUCAAAAACUGGGAGAAUAAUAAUUAUUUUAUUUUUUUAAAUAAUAAAAAUUCUUUCGGAAAAAUCAUUUUAAAACGACAUACAUUUUUCCUUCAAAAGUUUUUGGCUUCAGGUCAAAAAAUUAAGAACAAAUAGCUUUACAGAUAGUAAACGUGGAAAUCAAAGAAAAAUAAUUGAAAAUCCCAAUUUUUAAAAAUCUCUUAAUAACUGAAAAUCACAUAAAAAUAUUUUGGAAAUAUCAAUCAUGUUUCGAAAUGAGGUAUGUUGGGUUAUUACUUUUAAUUGUUUUUCUUUGAUUUAUUCUCCCUAAUUCCAUUAAUCGAUGACACUUUUAAAUCCAUCGAUAAACAUUAAUCCAUCGAUAAAACAUUAAUAAAUUCUAAGAGGAACACGUCCCACAAAUUUGCAGGAAGAAUUAUAAUUGAUAAUACCGUUUUCAUAAAACGAAUUUUUGAAAACCAACAGUUUAAUUUAUGUCAAGCUGUGUAUUUAUAGAACAUAACGUAGUGUCACUAUAUAGUUAACCCCAUGCAAUAUAAAUACUAUAUAAGGUUAUAUCAAAGAGUUCGUUCCUAAUUGUGUUAUUUUCUGGUACGAAGAAGAUAAAAGUUUACACUGUCAGAAAUGUUAGAUCAUGUUGAGCAUUGUUGUCCAAGCAUAUAUUUGAACAAAAAAGUCUUAAAAGAAAACAUGAUCAAAACCUACAGUUUUAAUGUAAAAAUAAAUUAUUUUCAAAAUUAAGUCUCAAAUAGU
Parasteatoda tepidariorum (common house spider) is the source of this 2561-nucleotide messenger RNA. RefSeq lists its product as uncharacterized. Gene Ontology annotation, molecular function: RNA polymerase II transcription regulatory region sequence-specific DNA binding; DNA-binding transcription factor activity, RNA polymerase II-specific. Gene Ontology annotation, cellular component: nucleus. Gene Ontology annotation, biological process: embryo development; regulation of transcription by RNA polymerase II. The record is from RefSeq and is a predicted model, not a curated record. Lineage: Eukaryota; Metazoa; Arthropoda; Arachnida; Araneae; Theridiidae.